ACUCAAAACCCUACGACGACUUCUGCCAGAAGCUCGCUCGCGAACUCCCCGCCGUCGUGGUCUCCGUCAACUACCGCCUCACUCCGGACCAUCGGUAUCCGUGCCAAUACGACGACGCAUUCGACGUCUUGAAAUUCAUGGAGAACGACGGCCACUACUUUGAGGGCGCGAAUCUCAAACAAUGCUUCCUCGCGGGAGACAGCGCGGGUGGAAACAUAGCGCACCACGUGGCGCUCAGAUGUAGCGGACACGUGUUUCAGAAUCUGAAGGUUGUUGGGAUCUUGUCGAUCCAGCCGUUUUUCGGAGGAGAGGAACGGACGGAACCUGAAAGGAGGCUGGUGGGAGUGCCGGUAGUGAAUUUGGAGCGGACGGACUGGAUGUGGAGGGCGUUUUUGCCGGAAGGGUCGGAUCGGGAUCACCCGGCGGCGAACGUGUUCGGACCCAAAUCGGAGGAUAUAUCGGGGUCGGAUUAUCCGGCGACAAUUGUGUUCGUGGGAGGAUUUGAUCCGCUGCAAGAGUGGCAGAAGAGAUACUACGAGGGGUUGAAGAAAAGCGGGAAAGAAGCUGAGCUGGUGUAUUAUCCGAACGCCAUUCAUACUUUCUAUGCUUUUCCGGAGUUAGAAGAGUGUGCUGUUUUUUUUAACAAAGUCAGAGAUUUCGUGCAAUUGCAAACUGCAAGCAGACAGAAUAUAAAAUAGGAAAUGAUUCAGGAGGAUGAUAUCAUAUAUGAAUAA
Messenger RNA from Prunus avium (sweet cherry), 734 nucleotides. RefSeq names its product putative carboxylesterase 18. Gene Ontology annotation, biological process: pollen tube growth. Gene Ontology annotation, molecular function: carboxylic ester hydrolase activity. The record is from RefSeq and is a predicted model, not a curated record. NCBI's taxonomy places the organism in Eukaryota, Viridiplantae, Streptophyta, Magnoliopsida, Rosales, Rosaceae.